AAAACCCGGACUCUGGCGUUCUGUGAAUGGUUAUUGAUCGGGAGGUGGAUUUUCACAGGCGUCGUUGUCUGUGUUGUGAGCUGGUAUCAGCUGUGAAGGGCAUCAGUGCGGCAGAGAUGUGCGCGUCUGUCGGCUAGACGGAGCCAGUGGGAGGAGGCAGCGCGCGUCCAGGGUUCACAUCCAGGGUUCGGACUCGGUUCGCCAGCUGGCUUCCAGACGUCAUGAGUUGAUUAUCCGGCUUUCGUCGCCGUUUUUAAGAAGGAUUGACUCAAACUGUCCGUUCAUCCGUUUUUUUUUGUUUUUUUUUUUUUUUUCGGGGAUGCAUAAGAUGAUACCUGGAAGCGCCGCAUCCAUGCUGCCCUCCGCUGAAGCCGCCAAACUCUACCAGACCAAUUACGUCCGCAACCCUCGAGUCAUCGGACUUCUGUGGGCCAUCUUCACCAUCCUGUUCGGCAUCGUGAACGUGACCAUCUUCUCGCAGCCCUAUUGGAUCGGCGAUGGCGUGGACACACCGCAGGCCGGAUACUUCGGCCUUUUUCACUACUGCGUCGGAGACGGAGUGUCCAGAGAGCUGGCCUGCCAGGGCAGCUUCACCGAGUUCUCCGCCAUCCCCUCCGGGGCGUUCAAGGCCGCCUCCUUCUUCAUCGGAAUGUCCAUGAUGCUGAUCAUCACCUGCAUCGGCUGCUUCAGCCUCUUCUUCCUCCUCAGCACCUCCACCGUCUACAAGAUCUGCGGCUGGAUGCAGGCAGCAUCAGGUGUGUGUCUGGUGUUGGGUUGUAUGAUCUAUCCUGAUGGCUGGGACAGCGAUGAAGUCCGGCGGAUGUGUGGCGAGCAGACAGACAAGUACAGCCUGGGGGCCUGCUCGGUGCGCUGGGCCUACAUCCUGGCCAUUAUGGGCAUCCUGGAUGCCCUCAUCCUGUCUUUCCUCGCCUUUGUCCUGGGGAACCGACAAGAUGGACUUAUGACAGAGGAGCUACUGGCUGAGAGCAAGGAUGGAGGGAAUGCCUAACCAAAUCAGAAGGUUCAUAAACGUAGCAGUCCCUCACCAUCAGGGACAGAUGCAGUCGACAUGUGUGAACAGAAGACAUAGUACGAUUGAGUCAUUCUACGGAACAAGCCAGACUGCCUUUCACAAACCCAACGAAACCUGCCCUUGGAGUCAUCCAUGACACUCAUAGAUCUUACAUCAUCACCGGGCUUCUCAUCCAGCAUUUAGACAGAGUCUUGUGCACUUACUAUAACCUCGUGUGUCUGCAAAGGAGAACCGUCACAGGAGGAAGAGACACCAGUCUCACAGAGAAGUUUGAACUGAUCACUACCUAUGUGUCAAGGCACAAGGUCGAAAUUGUUCACUUGCAGUAUGAGCACAGUUA
Molecule: messenger RNA, 1373 nt
Organism: Thalassophryne amazonica
Lineage: Eukaryota; Metazoa; Chordata; Actinopteri; Batrachoidiformes; Batrachoididae
Product: LHFPL tetraspan subfamily member 3 protein-like
Exons: 4
Coding region: 320-1009 (229 amino acids)
Biological process (GO): sensory perception of sound
Cellular component (GO): plasma membrane
Source: RefSeq, a predicted model, not a curated record